AUGCGAACUCGAUCGAGUCGGUCUACUGAGGACUUGGUCGAGCUAGACAUUACAACGGGUAGAAAGAGGGUUCAGAGGUCACAGAGGGUACAAGAGGAACCUGAGGUGCUUGUUGCUGAUACAAUGGAUGUACCAGAGGGGAAUGGAAACCCUUUGGGACAUGGACUCGGUCGAGCUAGGCAAACUCGACCGAUUGGUCAAGGAGAUGCUCCAAACCGCCACCAACAGAGACAAGGGAUUGUUCCACCACCAGUGCAGAACCACAACUUUGAGAUCAAGCUGGGAAUGAUCAACCUUGUCCAGAACAAGAUGUUCCAUGGAUUGCCAAGUGAAGACCCCAUUGACCACCUUGAUGAGUUUGAUAGGCUUUGUGAUUUGACAAAGAUCAAUGGUGUCUCUGAAGAUGCCAUCAAGCUGAGACUCUUUCCUAUGUCUCUAGCUGACAAAGCUCACCAAUGGGAGAAGAGCUUGCCCCAUGGCACAAUCACCACUUGGGAUGAAUGCAAGAAGGCCUUUCUUGCUAAAUUUUUCUCCACCGGUCGCACAGCCAAGCUUAGAGGAGAGAUAUCCAGCUUCAUCCAGCGAACAAUGAGACAUUCGCAGAGGCUUGGGAGAGGUUCAAAGGGUACACAAGAUGUAGAUGAUGGCUGGCAACUUGUGGAGAACAUAGCUAACUCAAAUGGAAGCUAUGGAGAAGAGUAUGAUCGCACCAACCGGAGCUCGACCCACCACUCGAUCGAGUCAGACGAAAAGUUGAGAAAAGAUGUUAAGGCAUUGAAUGAGAAGUUGGAUAAGCUGAUCCUAGCUCAGUCCACAAUGAAGAAAGUCAACUUUGUGUCUGCUGAGGAGAUGGAACCAGUCCAAGAAGGGGAGGAUACACAAUUUGCUGAGGUAUGCUACAUGAGCAAUGGGCAAGGAGGUUACAACAAAGGAUACUAUAACUACAAGUCCAACCCUGCCAUGUCAUACCGCAACACUGAUGUUGCUAACCCUCAGGACCAAGUCUAUCCUCAACAACAAGCAGCUCGAUCGAGUCAAGGCCACAACAUGGGUAUGGUCAAAAGAACAAUUACCAAGGACCACAAGGCACUUUCCCUGGACAACAAAUGA
Microthlaspi erraticum is the source of this 1110-nucleotide messenger RNA. The record is from the annotation of a GenBank genome assembly. NCBI's taxonomy places the organism in Eukaryota, Viridiplantae, Streptophyta, Magnoliopsida, Brassicales, Brassicaceae.